UUGUCAAUGCAAUCUUGCCGAAAAUCCAGUAACCUUCUCCACGAAGGUGUGCGUGUCAUGUUUUUAGUUGUCAAACUUAAAAAUGUCUCAAGCCGGUACCAAAAAAUCGUCUGUUCCAAAACUAAAUAGCAAGACGGGCAUAAGUAGUCUACUUAUAUUUGUAAUAUUACUGCUAGCAUGGAUUGCCGGCUUUUCGUCCCGUUUAUUUGCAGUCAUCAGAUUCGAAAGUAUAAUACAUGAAUUUGACCCUUGGUUUAAUUAUAGAGCAACUGCCUACAUGGUAAAACAUGGGUUUUAUAAUUUUUUGAAUUGGUUUGAUGAGAGAGCAUGGUACCCCUUAGGUCGAAUAGUUGGGGGUACUGUGUACCCCGGUCUGAUGAUAACUUCGGGUAGUAUACACUAUGUAUUACAUUUAUUGCACAUAAAUGUACAUAUAAGAGAUAUUUGUGUAUUCUUAGCACCAAUAUUCAGUGGGCUCACAUCAAUUUCCACAUAUUAUUUAACCAAAGAAUUAUGGUCAGCUGGGGCUGGCCUGUUUGCUGCAUGUUUUAUUGCCAUUGUGCCUGGAUACAUAAGUCGUUCUGUGGCUGGCAGUUAUGAUAAUGAAGGAAUUGCGAUAUUCGCCCUGCAGUUCACCUAUUAUCUUUGGAUCAAAAGUGUAAAAAGUGGAUCAGUUUUCUGGGCUGUUGCAGCUGCUCUCUCUUAUUUCUAUAUGGUUUCUGCAUGGGGUGGAUAUGUCUUCAUCAUCAACUUGAUCCCCCUCCAUGUUUUUGUUCUCUUGUUGAUGGGAAGAUUUUCCAAUCGACUUUUCACAAGCUACACAACUUUCUACAUUCUCGGUUUGAUUUUGUCCAUGCAAAUUCCGUUUGUUGGUUUUCAACCAAUACGUACCAGUGAACAUAUGGCAGCAUUGGGUGUUUUUGCUCUUCUGUUUGCGGUGGCUACCCUGAAGUACCUGCAAAGUAUGAUGUCAAAAUCAGAAUUUAAAUCACUGGUUAUUUAUGGUGGUCUGAUUGCUGCUGGAUUAGUUUUUGGAAGUGUAGUUUUAUUGACAUAUGCUGGUUACAUAGCACCUUGGAGCGGAAGAUUUUACUCACUGUGGGACACAGGCUAUGCUAAGAUCCACAUUCCCAUCAUAGCUUCUGUAUCAGAGCAUCAGCCUACAACUUGGUUUUCUUUCUUCUUCGACUUGCAUGUUUUAGUUGCAACGUUCCCAGCUGGUUUAUGGUACUGUAUAAAAAACAUAAACGAUGAGAGGGUGUUUGUUGUUUUGUAUGCUCUAAGUGCUGUAUAUUUUGCUGGUGUGAUGGUACGUUUGAUGUUAACACUAACUCCAGUAGUGUGUAUUUUAAGUGGAAUAGCAUUCAGUGGACUGCUGGAAUUAUUCUUGAGAGAUGAAGAAAUAGCCAAGCCUGAAGAAACAGAAACAAGCGAAGAACAUGCUACUCCUAAAAAUAGGAAAUACGAUAAGGUUGGGCGCGUACCUAAAAUGAAGCACGAGUUGAACAAAGAACCUGAUGGUAUUGGACCAAACAUUAGAACCAUUAUAAGUGUCGUUAUCUUACUUUUACUCAUGUUAUUCGCCGUCCAUUGCACCUGGGUAACAAGCAAUGCUUAUUCCAGUCCAAGUAUAGUGCUAGCAUCAUACAGCAGCGAUGGAUCGAGACAAAUACUGGACGAUUUUAGAGAAGCAUACUUCUGGCUUUCUCAGAACACUGCAGAUGAAGCAAGAGUCAUGAGUUGGUGGGAUUACGGGUAUCAAAUAGCAGGCAUGGCCAAUCGAACAACUCUUGUUGACAAUAAUACUUGGAACAACAGCCAUAUCGCUCUUGUGGGUAAAGCAAUGUCCUCCAAUGAAAGUGCAGCAUAUACAAUUAUGACUGCUCUGGAUGUUGAUUAUGUUUUAGUAAUCUUCGGAGGUGUCAUCGGUUAUUCAGGAGAUGAUAUUAAUAAGUUUUUAUGGAUGGUGCGCAUUGCUGAAGGAGAACAUCCCAAAGAUAUCAAAGAAAGUAACUAUUUCACUUCACAAGGAGAAUUUAGGAUAGACGCUGAAGGUUCACCAACUUUAUUAAACUGCCUGAUGUACAAAUUGAGCUAUUACAGAUUUGGGGAAUUGAAAUUGGAUUAUAGAACGCCAGCUGGUUUCGAUAGAACACGAAACGCGGUAAUUGGAAACAAAGAUUUUCAACUUACAUACUUGGAAGAAGCCUAUACAACAGAACAUUGGUUGGUCAGAAUAUAUAGAGUCAAAAAACCAGAUGAAUUCAACCGGCCUAGGAUUCCUGUAGCCAACAGGGUGGUGAAAUCUCCUAAUUUCGUCUCUAAAAAGAGUACAAAACGUAAACGGGGAACCUUGAAGAAUAAACCAGUUAUAGUAAAGGGCAAGAAAAUUGCCUCCAAAAAAUCAUAGACUGUGCAAAAAUAUAUAAUUUAUUGUUGUUAGAUGUUUUUUUACUGUCACAGAAUAUUACAGUUAUUUUUGGUCUUUAUUGUUGCUCAUCAUUUCUUCAUUGGUUCUCUCUUUAAAAUAUUUUCAAGAUGUGAUAAAACGUAAGGCCAAUAAAAAAUUUUGCACUAA
Molecule: messenger RNA, 2578 nt
Organism: Coccinella septempunctata (seven-spotted ladybird)
Lineage: Eukaryota; Metazoa; Arthropoda; Insecta; Coleoptera; Coccinellidae
Gene: Stt3B
Product: dolichyl-diphosphooligosaccharide--protein glycosyltransferase subunit STT3B
Exons: 11
Coding region: 83-2410 (775 amino acids)
Biological process (GO): post-translational protein modification
Cellular component (GO): membrane
Molecular function (GO): dolichyl-diphosphooligosaccharide-protein glycotransferase activity
Source: RefSeq, a predicted model, not a curated record